UAUAAAUAAUCAUAAACACUUAAACACAGCCUCUCUCAAACUCCACGGCGCAGAUCCGAGGAGUUUGGGUUUUUAUUGAUUUCUCUAUUUUAUCUUCAGCUUCCUCUCAAUCUCUCUCCUGUUCUUUCUUGCUAUCAAUCACUCCCUCAGUCCCAGUCAUGGCGGGUUUGGCACCAGAAGGGUCACAGUUUGAUUCUAAGCAAUAUGAUGCCAAAAUGAAUGAUUUGCUCGCAAAUGAUGGACAAGAUUUCUUCACCUCAUAUGAUGAGGUUUAUGACACUUUUGAUUCAAUGGGAUUGCAAGAGAACCUUUUGAGGGGCAUCUAUGCCUAUGGUUUUGAGAAGCCAUCUGCAAUCCAGCAGAGAGGAAUUGUUCCAUUCUGCAAGGGCCUUGAUGUGAUUCAGCAGGCUCAGUCAGGAACUGGGAAAACUGCAACCUUCUGCUCUGGUAUUCUCCAGCAACUUGAUUAUGGUCUAGUGCAAUGUCAAGCUUUGGUCCUUGCGCCCACUAGGGAACUUGCGCAGCAGAUUGAAAAGGUUAUGCGGGCACUUGGUGAUUAUCUUGGCGUCAAAGUGCAUGCUUGUGUUGGCGGCACAAGUGUUCGUGAGGACCAACGCAUUCUUCAAGCUGGAGUUCAUGUUGUUGUUGGCACUCCUGGUCGUGUGUUUGAUAUGUUAAGAAGGCAGUCACUUCGUCCAGAUUACAUUAAAAUGUUUGUCUUGGAUGAGGCUGAUGAAAUGCUGUCCCGUGGUUUUAAGGAUCAGAUCUACGAUAUUUUCCAGUUGCUGCCAUCUAAAGUUCAAGUUGGUGUGUUCUCUGCCACAAUGCCGCCUGAAGCUCUUGAGAUCACAAGGAAGUUCAUGAACAAGCCUGUGAGGAUCUUGGUUAAGCGUGAUGAGCUUACCCUUGAAGGUAUCAAACAGUUUCAUGUCAAUGUUGAUAAGGAGGAGUGGAAGCUUGAAACUCUCUGUGAUCUAUACGAGACCCUAGCUAUCACUCAGAGUGUUAUUUUUGUUAACACCCGCCGCAAGGUUGACUGGCUGACAGACAAGAUGCGAAGCCGUGACCACACAGUCUCAGCUACUCAUGGAGAUAUGGACCAGAACACUCGUGAUAUCAUUAUGCGAGAAUUCCGGUCUGGCUCUUCUCGAGUUCUCAUUACAACUGAUCUCCUGGCCCGUGGUAUUGAUGUGCAGCAAGUGUCCCUUGUCAUAAAUUAUGAUCUGCCGACUCAACCAGAAAACUACCUUCACCGUAUUGGACGAAGUGGACGUUUUGGAAGAAAGGGUGUUGCUAUUAACUUUGUGACAAGGGAUGAUGACAGAAUGCUGUUUGAUAUUCAGAAGUUCUAUAAUGUGAUCAUCGAGGAGCUGCCAUCUAAUGUGGCUGAUCUCCUGUGAUGAGUUUUUUGGUGAAAAGGGUUUCUUAUUUUCCUAGUACUAUUUUAACGAAUUGUUUUCCUUUCUUUGCUAUUUAGAGUCGUUAAAUUUGAUGUUCUGAGACAUGGGACGGUUUAAUCUCACAUUGGUUGGUCCUCCCUUCAUUAUAACAGCAUGAAGGGAUUUGACGUUGGACUUGAUAUUUUGAAGUUCUGUUUGCAUGCUGUGCUUCUGUACUUU
Molecule: messenger RNA, 1619 nt
Organism: Populus euphratica (Euphrates poplar)
Lineage: Eukaryota; Viridiplantae; Streptophyta; Magnoliopsida; Malpighiales; Salicaceae
Product: eukaryotic initiation factor 4A-8
Exons: 5
Coding region: 159-1400 (413 amino acids)
Molecular function (GO): nucleic acid binding; RNA helicase activity; ATP binding
Source: RefSeq, a predicted model, not a curated record